AUGCAAACAAGAAACAUACUCGUGUCCGGACUGGGUGGUGGUCUCGAUAUUCAAAAUGCUCUUUUAUUAUUUAAACUUUUAAAGAAUACACAAAAACACUCGAGUGAGCUUUCUGAUGAUUUUCAAUUUAAUAUUGCUAAUGUAUACCUUGGUUCAGUGAGACCUUGUCGCCAAGAAAAUAUCAAUGAUCCGAUUGAUACAACAAUUUCACCAUUUGUAACUGUGAUCGGAGCAAAUAGUACAAUUUCUAUCAAGGGAAGAUAUUUUGAACCAACAAUUGCAAAAGAAUUAAAUGAAAAUGUAAUCAUGAUGACAGGUUCAGUGGACAAGACACCUACUGUUGACACUUUGGCAAUUGACAAUUUGAAAGAAGGAUUGAAAGCACUUACAGAAAAGUAUCAAUUGACUGAUUUGAUAUUUGUUGAUGGUGGUGGAGACUCUUUGAUACUAGACAGUAAUGACACAAUUGAUAAGAUUCAUAACAAUGUAUUUAUUGGUGGAGAUGCUGUAUGCUUAGCUGCUCUCCAUAAAUUGUCUUUGGAAUUACCAAAUAUCAAUAUAAUUCAAGGAAUUAUUGCUGUUGGAUUGGAUGUUAACAGGAAAGCAUUCAAAAAGAAUGUUAAAGAAAUUGGAGAACGUGGAGGAUAUUACGGAAGAGUAAAUUUUUCAACAGGAAAAUCAGUUGACACAAGAAAUCAUACCAAUGUUUUUGUAAACUCUCUCACACGUUACAUAUUUGAAAAUCAAAUUGUAAGAGAGGCAACUUUACAGGAAUUCUUUGAAGUUGCAGAAAAAUAUCUUGUCCUCACACCAGAGCACUGUAAAAUCAAAGACGAUCCAAAAGCAACAGAGAAGAGAUUUAUGAGUCAUACUGCAGUUGUGACCUAUCAUGCUUUGAAGAAUAAUUUUGGACUUCAAAGGACAUUUGUUCCUUGGGAACCAAAAUUGAAGGAAGGAAAGGGAGUAGUUGUAGAUGUUGACCAUCAAAAACAAAAAGAAGCUCAAAUCAUUUCAUCAUCGGAUGAAGCAGAUGAUGAAGUUGUUGUUGUGAUUAAUUCGAGUGAUGAAUCGGAAGAGGAUGAUAACGAUUAUGGUUAUUCACUAGUAAAGGGUAGUGGCCAAUAUAAGUCUCUUUAUGAUUUUACUAUUGUGUCAAAUCCUGAUUAUUUGGAGAAUGGAGAUAAACCAAGGUUCUUUUCUAUUGAAGGAUUGACUUCGGUUGGAAAGGAAUUAUUUGCUUGUGGAAUGUGCUUUAGUCAUGACAAGAAAACUGACAGCAAAGUUGGCUCACGUUCAGUAUUUGGACCUAUUAAAGAAUGGGCAAUAGAAUAUAGAUUCUUGCCUGUUGUUAGUAUUUUGGUUGAAACUUCGUCAAAGGAUACCGAGUGGAUUGAACUUAUUUCUCCAACAAAAGAAUAUUUUCACAUAUUCAAUUCUACAUAUCAGACGAUUGCUGUGUGCCAUGCUUUGAUUAAUCUUGUUCAGAGACAUCCAAAAGAGUCGUACGAAUCUAUUAUAGAAAUGCUCAAAAAAGCACAAUUGGCUUUUAUUUACCACCCAACCAUAAGAAAUACUAAACCCAUUGUAAGCGAGGAUUACAUUCUUGAAAAAUCAAAAUUUAUUUCAGAACAAUUCAAUAGUUUACAAGAGACGAGGGUUUUAAACUCUUCAUUCUUUUCACAACUAGACAUAAUGAUGAGAGGGGGAGUUCUUGCUGAACUUAUUACUUCAUCUGAGGAGGAAGAGGAUGACACUCAAUCAACAAGCUCAGAAGAAGAGUUUGUUCCAAAGGGUGCUCACUCUGAUCCAAGUGAUGAAUCCAUGUCAGAAGUUGUCUCAGAAUCAUCAGAUUCUUCUGACUCUUUUUAUAAACCAAAAUCUGUGAAAACUAAAAAGCAAACAAAAUCUAAGAAAACCCUCUCUACUGUAUCAACUAAAAAGGAAAAUUUAAUUAAUGACGAUUAUUCGAGUGGCUCUGAGGAAGAAACUAAGACUAAGAAAACUAAAGCAAAAUCCUUGAAGAAAACAACAGUCAAAAAAGAAAAGAAGGAGAAGGAAAUUGUAAAUAAGAAUUUAGAACAAAUUAAAGCCCAUGACCUUGAAGAUAUCAAAUGGGGAAAGCCAAUCAGUAAGAAAAUUGACGAAUCAGGUCGAAAAUAUUUCAAGUCUUGUAAAAUUUCAAAAGAGGAAUAUAAUAUUGGCGAUUUUAUCUACUUGAAAACUCCAUAUCUCAAUCAUGAAAUGCCAUACUAUAUUUGUAUGGUUGAUUCAUUCUUUGAAAAUUGGAAAGGUCAGCGUCAGAUGCGAGUGAGAUGGCUUAGAAGAUAUCAAGAUAUUAAGAUACUUACUACAGGAGAAUAUCAUAAUGUACUUUGUUAUGAUCACCAGGAGUUGUACUUGACAGACGAAUAUGAUGAUAACUUUAUCAAGAACAUUAAGGGAAGAUGUGCUGUAUUUUUUGUAAGAAAGACUGAAGAUUUUGAAAAAAUUGAAGGAUCACGAGAUAAGAAGGAUAUUUUCUAUUGUAAAAGCAAGAUUGUAAUUGUUGGAGAACAGAUUUCUCUGUUAGAGUUAAGUCCACAAGAAAUUGAACUCACAUUCAAAUGUAUGGAAAAUAACUUGAAUGCCAUUAAGGACCAAUUCAUUCCAAAAGAAAAAAUUACAGCUCUUGACAUAUUUUCUGGUUGCGGUGGGUUGAGCCUAGGGUUGGAAAGAGCAGGUAUCCAUGUUAAAUACAGCAUCGAAUUUUGGAAACCAGCAGCUGAUACUCAUCACUAUUAUUUCAAAGAUUGCCACACCUUUUGUAAGAAUGCCGAAGAGUUCCUCAAGCACAUUAAGGUGGCUAAUGAAUUGAAAAAAAGGUUUGGUCUUUUAGAUAAAAAGUGUCAAAUCAAAGGUUCACCUGGUAAGAGAAGAGUGAUCCACAUCAAAAAUGCCAAAAGAAAGAAGGAUGGAUCUCUUUGGUUAAUGGUUGAGAAACAGGGUCAAGAUUUGUGGAUGGAUGUUGAAAAAAUGGAUAGUUAUAGAGCAGAAAUUGUACAUUUUCUAUCAACAAAAUAUGCAAACAUACCAGCACCUGACGAAAUUGAUUUAAUUGCUGGAGGACCUCCUUGUCAAGGAUUCAGUUUACUGAAUAGAUUCAAAGAAACAGAUUCAUCAAAGUUCUUAUCACACGAUAAGAAUCGUUUAGUUUUAGUGUUUUUGGAUUAUGUGAAAUACUUUAAGCCUAAAUAUGUACUGAUUGAAAAUGUGACAGGUAUUCUUAACACGACAGUAUUUGAUGUACCAUCAGCAAUCAUUGAAAAGUUGGAUGCAAGAGGUUAUGAAGCCAAAUUCUCAACAGUUAACGCACAACACUUUGGAUUACCACAAACAAGAACAAGAGUAAUUUUCUUUGGUGCAAGAAAGGAUGAAAACCUUAAAGUUCCAGAUUUCCCAAAGAAUACUCAUGCUUCCCAUAAAGUUAGUGCUGUUCUUGACAAUGCCAGUCAGGUAAAACUUGUAGCAAAUGUAAGAAAGAUUGUUGCAGGACCUCUUCCUCCUGUUUCACUCAGAGAUGUUAUUAGUGAUCUGAUUCCUUUUGAGGAUUCAUCAGAAUCAACUGCUGAAUAUCUACCUCCAAAGACAGUCUAUCAAAAGCUCUAUAGAAAGGAUAGCGAUACUUGCAUUGAUCACAUUUCACAAUCAUAUGGAGAGGUAACCUCAGCACUUAUCAAAUGUUUACCUAGAUAUCCUGGUUGUAAUUUUAGAGAUUUGGCAGAAAGUGCAAGACCACUUUUAAAAGAGGGUUAUUUGACCUAUAGAGACUUUUCCAAGAAUAUUCUAGCUAGAUUGCAGUGGAGUAAGAGUUGCCCAACACUUGUCACUCACUUGAACCCAUAUAGUAUGAAGGUAAUUCAUCCCAAUCAACAUCGAGUUAUUUCUGUAAGGGAGGCUGCUAGAUGUCAGGGCUUCCCUGACGAUUUUAUAUUUACUGGAAGCAUUCACGAUAAGUACAAACAAAUUGGUAAUGCUGUUCCUGUGAAUAUGGCCAAGGCGUUGGGAGGUGAAAUUAUUAAGGCCUAUACAAAUCAUCUUUUAGACAAGAAUGGAAAUAGAAGAGAGGUUGAAGCAACAACAACGAAGAAAUUGAGAGAAAAUAUGUACAAAUGGUUUUCAGAUCUGAAGUCAUGGGCCAGUAAGGACUAUGAACCAAAACCUUUACUCAAGGAACUCAUAGAUAUUCUAAAACCAAUUGACAAAUCUCUAUGUGAUGGAUAUCUAGUUCCACCGACAGACGAGGAUAUUCAAUUCUUGAAAAAAGAAAUACCGAGACUGGUUCAGAAACAUGCCAGUGAUACAGAAGAGGUUAUUACCCAAGAAGUCAAGGUCAUUUAUAAUGAUUCGUCAGAUGACGAUGAAGCUGAUGCAGAAUGCUCAAAUUCAGAAGAAUCUGACAAUCAAGACGAAGAAACUGAAAUUCAAAAAGCUGCUUCUCAAAGAAAAUCAAAGAAAGCUCCAGCCAAAAAGAAACCUGUUCUAUCUGAAAGCUCUUCUGAAGAAGAAGAAGCUAUCAUUAGUAUUUCUGAUUCUGAUUCUGAUUAA
Naegleria gruberi is the source of this 4584-nucleotide messenger RNA. RefSeq names its product cytosine-5 DNA methyltransferase. The record is from RefSeq and is a predicted model, not a curated record. Bases 1 to 4584 code for a protein of 1527 amino acids. NCBI's taxonomy places the organism in Eukaryota, Heterolobosea, Eutetramitea, Acrasida, Naegleriidae. Gene Ontology annotation, molecular function: chromatin binding; methyltransferase activity. The transcript has 7 exons. Gene Ontology annotation, cellular component: nucleus.